AUGAAGGAGAGCUUGAGGGAAGAACAAAUUGGGGAGUUUUUGGAGGCCUUCUGUCUCUUUGAUAAAGAUGGAGAUGGCUGCAUAAACAUUGAAGAACUAGGCACCGCGAUCAGAUCACUAGAUGAAAAUCCAACGCUGGAGGAGUUGCAGAUUAUGAUGAGUGAAGUGGAUACGGACUGCAACGGAACCAUAGAAUUCGGGGAAUUCUUGAAUCUCAUGGCCAGAAAAAUGAAGGAAAGUGAAGCAGAAGAGGAAUUGAAGGAAGCUUUCAGGGUGUUUGACAAAGAUCAAGACGGUUAUAUCUCGGCCAGUGAGUUGAGGUCUGUAAUGAGAACGAUUGGAGAGAAGGUUACAGACGAAGAAGUGGCACAGAUGGUGAAAGAGGCUGAUUUAGAUGGUGACGGCCUCGUUGAUUAUCAAGAGUUUGUCAGAAUGAUGUUGGCUGCAUAA
Molecule: messenger RNA, 450 nt
Organism: Sphenostylis stenocarpa
Lineage: Eukaryota; Viridiplantae; Streptophyta; Magnoliopsida; Fabales; Fabaceae
Source: the annotation of a GenBank genome assembly